This is a messenger RNA of Seriola dumerili (greater amberjack), 2708 nucleotides long. RefSeq names its product prospero homeobox protein 1-like. The coding region runs from base 1 to 2472 and encodes 823 amino acids. The transcript is spliced from 9 exons. NCBI's taxonomy places the organism in Eukaryota, Metazoa, Chordata, Actinopteri, Carangiformes, Carangidae. The record is from RefSeq and is a predicted model, not a curated record. Gene Ontology annotation, biological process: regulation of transcription by RNA polymerase II. Gene Ontology annotation, molecular function: RNA polymerase II cis-regulatory region sequence-specific DNA binding; DNA-binding transcription factor activity, RNA polymerase II-specific. Gene Ontology annotation, cellular component: nucleus.
AUGCCUGAUCAUGACAGCACCACCCUCCUAACCAGACAGACAAAGCGCCGACGUGUCGACAUCGGGGUGAAAAGGACUGUGGGCAGCGCAAUAUUCACCCGCGCCAGAGAGACCCUGUUCGACAGCAUGAACCAAUCGCACGGCCCUGAUCAGGACGGAGACUGCUCGUUGGUCGGUCACGGCCACGGGGGAACAACCAGUGAUGGAGAGAAGUCAAAUGUUUUGAGGAAGUUGCUGAAGAGGGCCAACUCGUAUGAAGACACCAUAAUGCCUUUCCCCGGUGCUACCAUCAUCUCUCAGCUACUGAAGAAUAACAUAGGAAAGAAUGGAGGCAGUGACUCAGGUUUCCAGGGGAGUGGAGCUCUGUCCAGUGGAGGCUCAGAGAUCCAGGCCGAGGACGCCUGCAGCAACUCCUCCCGCGACCAGGACAGCCCAUCUGACUGCCUCUCUCCUGGGCCUCCUCUUCCCCCUCCAUCUUCCUCCUCCUCUUUCGGACGGCCACCGCCUCCUUCAAGCCUCAACUCCCAUGCUCCCUCUCAGCCCCUCUGCCUCUCCUCCUUUGACUUGGACAGGCUGUCGGAUGAGCACCUUCGUGCCAAACGCGCCCGCGUGGAAAACAUCAUCCGCGGCAUGAGUCACUCGCCGCAUGUCCGGCCCAACGGCAGCGACCACAACCAAGAAAGCAACCGUUCGCGGGCCGGUGUCGUCGGCAUCGGUGAAGUUUACAGGGAGAAUAAGAGAAAGCAGCGUCUGCCACAGCAGCAACACAGCUUCACCCAGCUGGUGUGUUCGAGGCAGGAGCAGAGACAGGAAGAGAGACGGCAGCUCAAACUGCAACUGGAGGACAUGCAGAAACAACUGCGCCAACUCCAGGAGAAGUUCUACCAGAUCUACGACUCAGAGACAGAGGAAGAGGAGGAGAAUGAGGAGGACGGGAACUUGUCAGAGGACAGUAUCCGCUCUGACGGCCUGGAGGAGAGGCACAGGGACAGAGGGCGCCAUAGCCAUGACGAACUGUCUGAGCUGGACCCAGGUCUGUUCCUGGACCGGGCCCGAGCCCUCCUCCGCGAACAGGCCCUGUUAGAUGGAGACAUCGAGGAAGAUGUUGAUGGCAGGGAUGAAGAGGAGCGGAAUGGAGAAAGGGUGAUGAAGAGGAGAGGCGGAGCAGCGGGAGGAAGGGGGGGAGGAGGAAGGCAGUUAGCAGAGACGCUGAAGCAGGAGCUGAACUGUGCCGUGUCGCAGGUCGUUGACACCGUCGUCAAGGGCUUCUCUUCACCCAAGCCGUCCUCUUCGUGUCCUCCACCUUUCGGCCCCCUCCCCUCCCUCACCCCGGAUUCACGCUUUGGCAGUGGUGCCCUGGCUCUCACUCUGAAUGGUGAUGGCAGUCCCACCCCUAACUACCACUCCUCAAACCCGAGGCUGCACUGCUUUGGUGAUGUAAUUGUCCCAAGCCCGCUGGAUUCAUUUGGUGGUUUGAGCGGCAGACUGAGUGGUGUACCAACGCCAAACGACCAAACAGAGGCACUGCCACUGGUGGUACGCAAAAGUGGCGGGGGAGGUGGAGGAGAGAACAUCAACCCCUCUCUUCCUCCUCCUCCUCCUCCUCACCAUCCCUCCCUGCACCCCUCUCCCCUCACAGCCUCUCUCGGGUUUAGCCCUCCAUCGUUUCGCCACCCAUUCCCUCUUCCCCUUAUGGGUUACCCCUUUCAGAGCCCCCUGGGGUCGCAUGGGGGUGGAGCUGGCUACCCCCCAGGGCCCAAGGACCACCAUCGGUCCUCCCCCGAUUCCAUGGACAUGACGCGGGAAACUGUCAGCCUCAGAACCAAAAUGGCAGCCCUCGGAGGGGGCCAUCUCAGUCACCACCACCACAGGCAGAGCUCACCGAGCCAGCAUGGGCCAGAGGGUCUGUCCCUGUCCCUCAUCAAGUCUGAGUGUGGGGACCUGCAAGACAUUGCCGACAUAUCGCCCUACUCAGGCAGCACUAUUCAGGAGGGUUUGUCUCCUAACCACCUGAAGAAAGCCAAGCUGAUGUUUUUCUACACCCGCUACCCUUCUUCUAACAUGCUCAAGAUGUACUUCUCCGACGUCAAGUUCAAUCGCUGCAUCACCUCCCAGCUGAUCAAGUGGUUCAGCAACUUCAGGGAGUUCUACUACAUCCAGAUGGAGAAGUUUGCCCGACAGGCCAUCAACGAGGGUGUAACCGCUUCGGAGGAGAUGACAGUCGGCCGCGACGCUGAGCUCUUCAGGGCACUCAACAUGCACUACAACAAGGCCAAUGACUUUGAGGUUCCAGAUCGAUUUCUGGAGGUGGCCCAGGUGACUCUUCGUGAGUUCUUCAAUGCCAUCGUGGCUGGCAAAGACGCAGACCCGUCCUGGAAGAAGGCCAUCUACAAGGUGAUCUGCAAACUUGACAGCGAGGUUCCUGAGGUCUUCAAAUCCCCCAACUGUCUACAAGAACUCCUCCACGACUGACUAGGGCGAGGGAGGAAACACGGCAAGCAAGACAAACCUCAGAGAACUGUGAGAAGACUUUAAGAAAAGGCCUCUGAAGGCGCACAGUUAGACUAGGUUAAGGUCUUCAGUGAAAUACAUUUGAAGGAGUUUGACUUUCAUAACACGAUGCAGAGACUUGAAGUUAUUCUACUUGGAGGCUUCUGGAGAGGUUUGUUGGUGGUUGUUUUUGGUCAGCCCAUCUUUUAAAGACAAAC